UGGCCAAAGCCGCCCCUAAAUUCUUCCCACGCUGCCGAGCACCAUGUCCCGGGCACUCCGCCUUCUCCUGCGGCCGCGGCGCCUCCCGCGGCCUCCGGCCUCCGCUUCAGCUCCGGGCUGGCGUGGCGCAGCCGUCCUCCCGCCGUGGGCCCCGAACGCCGCUCGAAUGGCGAGCCAGAAUUCCUUCCGGAUAGAAUAUGAUACCUUUGGUGAACUGAAGGUACCAAAUGAUAAGUAUUACGGUGCCCAGACUGUGCGAUCGACAAUGAACUUUAAGAUUGGAGGUGUGACAGAACGCAUGCCAAUCCCAGUCAUUAAAGCUUUUGGUAUCCUGAAACGAGCAGCGGCUGAAGUAAACCAGGAUUAUGGUCUUGAUCCCAAGCUUGCUAAUGCAAUAAUGAAGGCAGCAGAUGAGGUAGCCGAAGGUAAAUUAAAUGAUCAUUUUCCUCUUGUGGUGUGGCAGACUGGAUCAGGAACCCAGACAAACAUGAAUGUAAAUGAGGUCAUUAGCAAUAGAGCAAUAGAAAUGUUGGGAGGUAAACUUGGCAGCAAGGACCCUGUGCAUCCCAAUGAUCACGUAAAUAAAAGCCAGAGCUCCAAUGACACUUUCCCCACAGCAAUGCACAUUGCUGCUGCAGUAGAAGUUCAUGAAGUGCUGUUACCAGGACUGCAGAAGCUCCAUGAUGCUCUUAGUGCAAAGUCCAAAGAGUUUGCAGAGAUCAUCAAAAUUGGGCGUACUCACACUCAGGAUGCUGUUCCACUGACUCUAGGGCAGGAAUUCAGUGGGUAUGUUCAACAAGUGCAGUAUGCAAUGGCGAGAAUUAAAGCUGCCAUGCCAAGGAUCUAUGAGCUGGCAGCUGGGGGCACUGCUGUAGGUACUGGUUUAAAUACUAGAAUUGGCUUUGCGGAGAAGGUUGCUGCGAAAGUGGCUGCACUCACAGGCUUGCCUUUUGUCACUGCUCCAAAUAAAUUUGAAGCUCUGGCUGCUCAUGAUGCUCUGGUGGAACUCAGCGGAGCCAUGAACACUACAGCCUGCAGUCUGAUGAAGAUAGCGAAUGACAUUCGUUUUCUGGGCUCUGGUCCCCGGUCGGGGCUGGGAGAACUGAUCCUGCCUGAAAAUGAACCAGGAAGCAGCAUUAUGCCAGGCAAGGUGAAUCCAACUCAGUGCGAAGCCAUGACCAUGGUUGCGGCCCAGGUUAUGGGGAACCAUGUUGCCGUCACCGUUGGAGGCAGCAAUGGGCAUUUUGAGUUGAAUGUUUUCAAGCCCAUGAUGAUUAAAAACGUGUUGCACUCAGCCAGGCUGCUGGGCGAUGCUGCCGUUUCCUUCACAGACAACUGCGUGCUGGGGAUCCAGGCCAACACAGAAAGAAUCAACAAGCUCAUGAGCGAAUCUCUAAUGUUGGUGACGGCUCUCAAUCCUCACAUAGGGUAUGACAAGGCAGCAAAGAUCGCUAAGACUGCACACAAAAAAGGAUCAACCUUGAAGGAAACUGCUAUAGAGCUGGGCUAUCUCACUGCAGAGCAGUUUGAAGAGUGGGUGAAACCAAAGGACAUGCUGGGUCCAAAAUGAGUGAAUUUAUAAUAAAAAUAAACUUGUGUAAAGUAAGAAA
Messenger RNA from Dipodomys spectabilis (banner-tailed kangaroo rat), 1610 nucleotides. RefSeq names its product fumarate hydratase (gene Fh). The transcript has 10 exons. Gene Ontology annotation, biological process: fumarate metabolic process; malate metabolic process; tricarboxylic acid cycle. Gene Ontology annotation, molecular function: fumarate hydratase activity. Lineage: Eukaryota; Metazoa; Chordata; Mammalia; Rodentia; Heteromyidae. The record is from RefSeq and is a predicted model, not a curated record. Gene Ontology annotation, cellular component: mitochondrion; tricarboxylic acid cycle heteromeric enzyme complex. The coding region runs from base 44 to 1570 and encodes 508 amino acids.